AUGGAAGCUCCUUCUUCUUCCUCCUCUGUUUCGUCAAAUACAGAAGAUUCUAGUCCAUAUCAUCUCCAAAAUGGAGAUUCUCUUGGAUCGAUUUUGGUUUCAAAUCUGCUCACAGGAGACAAUUAUACCAGUUGGUCUCGAUCAAUGGAAAUGGCUUUGAAGGCCAAGAACAAAAUCGGUUUCAUUAAUCUUGCAAUUACUCAGCCAGUUGAAACAAAUUUUUCAUAUGCUAAAUGGGAUAGAUGUAAUAGCAUGGUGUUAUCAUGGAUCCUUAAUUUCGUGGUCAGAGAUAUUGGGGAAAUCAUUGUAUAUGCAAAAACUGCCAGAGAUAUGUGGGAUGAGUUGAAGCAUCAAUUCUCUCAAGGCAAUGGACCAAGAAUUUUCCAGUUGCAAAAACAACUUUCUUCUUUGUCUCAAGAUCAAACCUCGGUGAUUGUUUAUUAUCGAAAGUUCAAGUGCUUAUGGGAUGAACUCAUGAACUAUAAUCAAAUGCCUUGUUGUACAUGUGCUGCAUCUAAAAACUGUACUUGUGGAGCUGCUCGUUUGUUUGUAGAAUAUCAACAACGUCAACAUGUAAUCAUGUUUCUUAUGGGACAAAAUGAAGAAUUUGCUCAUGUUAGGGGCCAGAUUUUACCAUUGGAACCCUUACCAUCUAUUACUAAAGUUUUCUCUUUAAUCAUUCAAGAAGAGAAACAAAGAGAAGUUGGCUCUAUGGGAAGAGUAGGGUUUGAACCUAAUGUAGCCUUCAUGAACAAAAGAGUUGAAGGUUUGAAGGUUAAUACUGGAAAUCAGCAAUACAGAAAAGAAAAACUAUUGUGCACUCAUUGUGGAACAACCAAUCACACAGUGGACAAGUGCUACAAAUUACAUGGAUAUCCUCCAAGUUACAAACAAAAAGGGAAAGUUUCAUCAGCAAAUCAAGUAAUGGUCCAAUCCUUGAGUACACCUUUUGAUCAAAAUUGCAUGUCUUUCUCUCAAGAAGAGUAUUAG
Messenger RNA from Juglans regia (Persian walnut), 990 nucleotides. RefSeq lists its product as uncharacterized. The transcript has a single exon. NCBI's taxonomy places the organism in Eukaryota, Viridiplantae, Streptophyta, Magnoliopsida, Fagales, Juglandaceae. Bases 1 to 990 code for a protein of 329 amino acids. The record is from RefSeq and is a predicted model, not a curated record.